Stylophora pistillata is the source of this 1906-nucleotide messenger RNA. RefSeq names its product RNA-splicing ligase RtcB homolog. NCBI's taxonomy places the organism in Eukaryota, Metazoa, Cnidaria, Anthozoa, Scleractinia, Pocilloporidae. The record is from RefSeq and is a predicted model, not a curated record. Gene Ontology annotation, molecular function: RNA ligase (GTP) activity; RNA ligase (ATP) activity. Gene Ontology annotation, cellular component: nucleus; tRNA-splicing ligase complex. Gene Ontology annotation, biological process: tRNA splicing, via endonucleolytic cleavage and ligation.
GGGAGUCAUCCACUGAGUUAUUGAAGACUAGUAUUAACUCAGCUGAAUUUUUUGUGAAAACUUGAAUGAAAAGAACGACAUGGCUAAAGAACACCGUACAUUCAAAGAGGAGUGCUCUUAUAUUGAGCGCUUAAACGGAAACUCGUUUCUUAUAAGAAAAGGCUUUGUCCCAAAUAUGAAGGUUGAAGGUAUCUUCUAUAUAAAUGAUUUACUUGAAAAGCUGAUGUUUGAUGAGCUGAAACACUGGGCUGGAACUCAAGGUAUUGGUGGUUUCCUUCCUGGUGUAAAGCAGAUUGCAAAUGUUGCAGCUUUACCUGGAAUUGUUGGUAAAUCAGUUGGACUACCAGAUGUUCAUUCCGGCUAUGGGUUUGCUAUAGGGAAUAUGGCAGCAUUUGACAUGUCUCUUCCAGAAGCAGUUGUUUCUCCUGGUGGUGUUGGCUUUGAUAUCAACUGUGGAGUGCGACUGCUGAGGACAAACCUUGAUGAAAGGGACGUUCAGCCUGUCAAAGAACAAUUAGCUCAGUCACUUUUCGAUCAUAUCCCUGUUGGUGUUGGCUCAAAAGGUGUUAUUCCCAUGGGUGCAAAAGAUCUGGAGGAAGCUCUCUCAAUGGGGAUGGAUUGGUCCUUAAGAGAAGGCUAUGCAUGGGCUGAGGAUAAGGAGCACUGUGAAGAGUAUGGACGAAUGCUGCAGGCUGACCCAGGAAAAGUCAGUGCAAGAGCAAAGAAACGAGGCUUGCCACAGCUUGGCACACUUGGAGCCGGGAAUCACUACGCAGAAAUCCAGGUGGUGGAUGAAAUAUACAACAACUAUGCGGCAAAGAAGAUGGGAGUCGAUCAUCCUGGACAGGUUUGUGUGAUGAUCCACAGUGGCAGCAGAGGACUUGGACAUCAAGUGGCCACUGAUGCACUGGUAGAAAUGGAGAGGGCCAUGAAAAGGGACAAGAUUGAAGUCAACGACAGACAGCUUGCUUGUGCCAGAAUUAACUCACAAGAAGGUGAAGAUUACCUCAAAGGCAUGGCUGCAGCAGCGAAUUACGCUUGGGUGAAUCGUUCAACGAUGACAUUUUUGACAAGACAAGCUUUCGGAAAAGUUUUCAAGAGUACCCCAGACGACUUAGACAUGCAAGUGAUCUAUGACGUGUCACACAACAUUGCAAAGAUCGAGGAACAUAUAUUAGACGGUGCGCAGAAGACUCUGUUAGUGCACAGGAAAGGAUCAACGCGUGCAUUUCCUCCGCAUCAUCCGCUUAUCCCAGUGGAUUACCAGGUCGGCUUUUCACUUUUUACUGCUCCUAUCGAUCGUAAGCUUUAACCCUUGAACUCCCAUGAAUGACCAAGACAGAAUUUCUCCUUACAAAAUCAAUGCAUUAUUAAGGAGAAAAUUGAUGAGAAUAUAGAAAAAUAUUAAUCAGGGGAUUUUCGGUUGAAUCGAUACCAAAUUCUCGGAACUAAGACCAUAAGAUCUGUAUGGAGUACAGUCAGGAGAAUUACUAAAGAGAACCUGGGAGGCAAAGGGUUAGGGGAAGUAAGGUUUAAAGAUUAUUAAUUUUUUUUUUUCAUCUGCAAAUCGUUGUUUAAGCGCUUACAAUCGUUCGUUUCUAAGUUCUUUACUAGUCCUUCACUUUUCAUGUUGCGUUAUUUCUUUUCCUGUUUCAAUCGCUCUCAUUCUCUCGUUUAUUCUCCCUCUCAUUCCGUUUUCCCUUCAUUCCCUUUUAUGGUCUUUCAAUCGCUCUCAUUCUCUCGUUUAUUCUCCCUCUCAUUCCGUUUUCCCUUCAUUCCCUUUUAUGGUCUUUCAAUCGCUCUCAUUCUCUCGUUUAUUCUCCCUCUCAUUCCGUUUUCCCUUCAUUCCCUUUUAUGGUCUUUCAAUCGCUCUCAUUCUCUCGUUUAUUCUCCCUCUCAUUCCGUU